Molecule: messenger RNA, 510 nt
Organism: Hirsutella rhossiliensis
Lineage: Eukaryota; Fungi; Ascomycota; Sordariomycetes; Hypocreales; Ophiocordycipitaceae
Product: had superfamily
Exons: 2
Coding region: 1-510 (169 amino acids)
Source: RefSeq, a predicted model, not a curated record
AUGCGUCCCGGCCUCUCCUUGGCCACGGCCUCGCCCAGCCCCAGACGUUUCGCACCUCUGAAGGAGAGCGUGGCCGGCGGCGACAAGCUCCCAAGGCUACGCGGCGUCGUCUUCGACAUGGACGGGACUUUGUGCGAGCCUCAGACGUACAUGUUCGCCGAGAUGAGAGCCGCCCUCGGCAUCGUCAAAGCAGUCGACAUCCUUCAGCACAUCGACGGCCUCCCCCCGCAUGAGCAGCCCGCCGCCGCCGAAGCCAUCCGCGCCAUUGAGCGCCGCGCCAUGGAGCUUCAAGUCCCCCAGCCGGGCGUCACGGCCCUCAUGUCCUACCUCGACGCCCGCAGCGUCCCCAAGGCCAUCUGCACUCGCAACUUCGACGUGCCCGUCCACAAUCUUCUCACGAGGUUCCUUGCCGGCUCCGUCUUCAGCCCCGUCGUCACCCGCGCCUUCCGCCCGCCAAAGCCAGACCCUGCCGGUAUAUUGCACUGCGGCACACUGGGGGCUCGUCGAUGA